GCGCAGGGCAGAGCAGAGCAGAGCGCUCGCGGCGGGCGCGGAAGAUGCUCAGCGGUCCUCGCGGCGGCCUCCUCCUCCUCCUCCUCCUCCUCCUCCUCCGAGCAGCGCAGCUCCUCCGCCGGAGGCCAGAAUUCUUCAUUGUAUCGCAUGGAUCCCUUCUCAAGUUAGAAAGUGGAUAAGUCGUCGUCAACCUGGAAAUUCCCUGGGCUUUAACGGCGAGAAGGUGGAUUUAGUUCUAAAGCUAUGCUUUUUCUGCUUAAGGUUGUCUGUGGCUUCAUUUCCUCUAGAGAUUAAUGUGUGAUGUCCCAACCUUCUUAGCAUAAAGGCCUUCCGAAAUCUUCUUAGUGACCAAGCCAGACCUUUUGAGCCCAACCAUGGAUGACUAUGAUAUCCGAUCCGCCGCGAGCAUCUUGGCCUCUGUGAAGGAGCAAGAGGCUCGCUUUGAGCGUCUCACCCGAGCGCUGGAAGAGGAACGCCGCAAUGUCUCCCUGCAACUCGAGCGGGCCAACCAGCCCUCGGAUCGCAUAAACGUCUGCAACAUUGGCAGUGGGCAGCCCCUAGCGACUGCUUGGCAGCAGCUGGUUCUGCAGGAGCAAAGUCCCAGCAACCAGACUUCCAUAGCAAUGAUGCAGGAGCCCCAAGAGAAGGUAGAGGAGACUGUGACUGUCGAAGAAGAUCCCGGUACCCCCACAUCUCACGUUUCUAUUGUGACUUCAGAAGACGGGACCACCAGAAGGACGGAGACAAAGGUAACCAAGAUGGUCAAGACUGUCACAACCAGAACUGUGCGCCAAGUCCCCCUCGGUCCAGACGGCAUCCCUACAAUGGACGGCUCCUCCCCCAUGGGUAGUUACACUGACUCCAUAGACAGAAGGCAGGUCAAGAACGGAGAACGGUACAUCACCCCCCAGGCAUCGUCCACUCUGAACCGAGCUUACAACAGCUACAAUGAUUCCUACCCGGAGAGUCACGACGGCCAAUAUCGUUCUUUCGUAAGCCACAACGGUUACGGCGACCUGCCGGACAAUUACGGAAGCUUGUCUCGGAGUGUCAAUUACCGGCCGCAUUAUGCCUACGUACCGGGGAACAAUUACCGGCCCGAGGAUGGUAGCUUCACUUUGCCAAGCAGGAGGGAUAACUAUGGACCUCUGGCCCAGCCUCAGGUGCCGACGGGCAGCAACGCAGACUUGAACCGCUCCCAGCCAGAACGGUUCCAACCGGAGCCGUAUGGGCUGGAGGACGAUAACCGCAGCCUCGGAAUUGACGACGAAGGUUAUGAACUCGAUCCAGAGUAUUCGACGGUGAAUCGGAGAACGUCGGCUGGGAUCCCGGAGAGAGGGAGACCUCACAAGGGAAGGAGCUAUGAAGAUCCCAUUGAGAGCGAAAUCGUCAACGAGAGGAUUCCCUACUUGCACGGCAGCUACGCGGCACCUUUGGCGCAACCCGAAAGGGGUAGCAUGGCCAGCAUCGACCGCCUGGGCAAGCGCUCCCCCUCCAUUGACAGCAUUCGCAAAGACCCCCGGUGGCGAGACCCGGAUCUCCCCGAAGUCAUCGCCAUGCUCAGCCACCCCAUUGAUCCCGUGAAAUCCAACGCAGCAGCCUACCUCCAGCAUCUCUGCUACGAGAACGAUAAGAUCAAGAAGGACGUGAGGCAUCUCAAGGGCAUUCCCAUCCUGGUGGGUCUGCUGGACCAUCCCAAGCCUGAGGUCCACCGCAAAGCGUGCGGGGCCCUCCGGAACAUAUCCUAUGGGAAGGAUAAUGAGAACAAAGUGGCCAUCAAGAACUGUGAUGGGAUCCCAGCUUUGAUCCGGUUGUUGCGCAAGACGAGUGACAUGGAAGUACGAGAACUCAUUACAGGCACCCUCUGGAACCUGUCAUCUUACGAACCCCUCAAAAUGGUGAUCAUUAACCACGGUCUUCAGACGCUGACCAAUGAAGUGAUCAUCCCUCAUUCGGGGUGGGAGAACGAGCCGAACGAAGAUUCGAAGCCUCGCGACGCGGAGUGGAGUACAGUCUUCAAGAAUACGUCAGGAUGUCUGAGGAAUGUAAGUUCGGAUGGUGCUGAAGCACGUCGGAGACUCCGGGAAUGUGAAGGUUUGGUAGAUGCUCUUCUCCAUGCUUUGCAGUCUGCCGUCGGCAAAAAAGAUACGGAUAACAAGUCGGUGGAGAACUGCGUCUGCAUCAUGAGGAACCUUUCCUACCACGUCCACAAAGAAAUUCCUGGUGCCGACAAGUUCCGGGAAUUAGAAAGUAACCAGAUGGGAAGUUUUGGAGUAACUCAUAAGAAAAAGAAGGACGACGCAGGCUGCUUCGGUGGGAAAAAGGCCAAAGAGGAAUGGUUCAACCAAGGAAAGAAGAAUGGCGAUGUGGACCGGAACUUCGAUACACUGGAUUUACCUAAGCGAUCUGAAUCGGCCAAAGGCUUUGAAUUGCUCUACCAACCGGAAGUCGUGCGGCUUUACCUCUCAAUUCUCACCGAAAGUCAGAAUUUCAAUACUUUGGAGGCGGCAGCCGGCGCGCUGCAGAAUCUCAGCGCAGGAAACUGGACAUGGUCUACAUACAUCCGGGCAACGGUACGAAAGGAACGAGGACUUCCCGUCCUGGUGGAGCUCCUCCAAUCGGAUUCGGAUAAGGUGGUGAGAGCGGUAUCCAUAGCCCUGCGAAAUCUCUCCAUGGAUCGCCGGAACAAGGAUCUCAUAGGUAGCUAUGCCAUGGGGGAACUGGUACGAAAUCUGCCUAGCCGGCAACAGCGAUCUUCAAAAAACCUUGAAGAGGACACAAUAGUUGCCGUCCUGAACACCAUCCACGAAAUCAUUACCGACAGUUCUGAAAAUGCCAGGUCCCUGAUCCAGACGCAAGGCAUUCAGAAGCUGGUUGCCAUCAGCAAAUCCAGCCAGUCCUCCAGAGAAAUGAAAGCGGCUUCUCACGUUCUUCAAAUGACCUGGAGCUACAAAGAGUUAAGGAACGUUUUGCAGAAGGAAGGCUGGAAUAAAUCUCAUUUUCAGACUGCCUCAGCAACUACGAAGGGAUCCAAAAGUACCUCCUGUAAAUCCGGAUAUGAUGAUAGCACGUUGCCCCUGGUGGAUAAAAGCCAAGAUAACGAGAAGACCGGAAGCCGGGAUAUGAUUCCAAUGGAUGAGCUUGGACCAGAUGGCUACUCCACCAUCGAUCACCGGGACAAGGAGCGGAAAUACAAAACCAACGACAACAUGGGAGACGCAUCGGAGAAAGAACCCCUAAAGAAUGACACAAAUAGGAAAACGCUUACCAGGAGCAACAGGCCUUCCGUGACUCUGGUGGACACACGAGAUACUAAGCCCCAACCUGUUGACUCCUGGGUCUAACAUUGUGCAUGCAUGGGCUAAAAAUCCAGCCGCUUGUUUUACGAUUCUUGUUGUCCUUGUUUCCCCUCGACUCAAAGAAGACUCGACAAACAAACACACACACACAGAGACACAACACACACAGAGACAAAAACACACGGACACAAAAGGUUUGCAUUUUACCCAUCACUGCCAUUCUGACUGCAGAAUCGGUGAAAGCAGCCAAAGCUGAAAACUUUUGAAGGUUGAGGAGAACAUCCAUCCGCUAGCCUCUGGAGGGCUCGCUCGACCAAACCUCACCCUUUCCCAUCCAGGAAAAGAAAAAAGAAAGAAAGAAAAAAGAAGAAGAAGAAGGCAAAACGGAAAAUGCAUCUCUGUCUCUCUCUCUCUCCACCAUCCGGCAGGAGGAAUCACAAUUCCCGAAAGAGAAAUGGCAAGUUCAGGCCAGCCGGAUUUCGUUCUUCGUGGAACUCUUCAGCGUAGAAGGUGUCAAGUUGGGAGGUGAAGGUCUAGAGAAGAGGAAAGGGGAGGUGGGGACAAAAAAGAAAAGAAAAGAACCAAAAAAGUGUUCUGAAUGAAAAACCCCAGGAUAUUUGAUAUGAUAAGUAUAGUUAUUUUUUAAAAAGGCACUUUUUUCUCUCUCCCUCCCUCCCUCCCUCCUUUCUUUCUUUCUUUCUUUCCCACCUCUUCUUUCCUUUCUUCAUUUAUUCCUUCCUUCUCUUCCUCCCCUUCCUUCACUCUCCUCUUCUUUCCUUCCUUCUCUCUGUCCCUCCCCUCCGUUCCUUUCUUCAUUGCUUCCUUCCUUCUCUCCUUCACCUCCCUUUCUUUCUUUCCUUCCUUCCUUAACUCCUUUCCUUCCUUUCCUUUCUUUUUGCUUCCUUCCUUCUCUCCCUCACCUCCCACUUCCUUUCUUUCCUUCCUUCUCUCCCUUCCCUCCUUUCCUUUCUUUAUUCCUUCCUUCCUUCUCUCUCUCACCUCCCACUUUCUUUCCUUCCUUCCUUCCUUCUCUCCCCUCCUUUCCUUUCUUUAUUGCUUCCUUCCUUCUCUCCCUCACCUCCCUCUUUCUUUCUUUCUUUCCUUCCUUCCUUCUCUUCCUUCCCUUCCCUCCUUUUCUUUCUUUAUUGCUUCCUUCCUUCUCUCCCUUCCUUCCUUUCCUUCCAUUCUUCCUUCCUUCCUUCCUUCCUUUUUCUUUCCUUCCUGUGAAUUUUUAAAAGAGAAAACCGAGAUCGAGGGCGAUGGGUUUUUUUUUCUUUUCUUUUCAAACCUUCUCCCUUUUUUGGGGGUGUGUGUGCCAUUGUUAAAUUUUUCCUUUUGAUCCUCAGUUGUGGGGGUGGGGGGGGAAACACAGAAGUUGUGCUGAGUUGGAGAGGUUUGGAUGCAAAGAGAGAAAGGAAAACCGAAGACCAAACGAACAUGGGUCUGUCAGGCUUGAGGGGAGGGGGCUAAAAGGACGCAAGCCAACAUUGACGUGAGCUCCAAUCUGCUAUUCACGUUAAGACCAUCCCACGGUGCUUCUCUGUUAUUAUUCUUGGUGUACCAUCCUUCUCCCUUUCUGACUUUUCUGCCCUGAUUUUGGACACGGGAACCGAUGUGCAAAUGGCGAAAAAGAAACUAAGAGAAAUCUCAAACUCGGCGUCGCUGAUUUCUCCCGGUGGACGAUGGCUUUCUUAAUUCCCAAUCGGUUCUAAUGUCCAAUGAGAUCUCCGCUGAUCUAAUUUUCCCCCCAUCCUGAACCACAACAUCCGUUAACCUUAUACCAUCUACCACGGACAGCGCUUUUGAUUUCAAAAAAAAGAACUUUUUUUUAGCGUCAGGUCGAAGCUAACACCAUCCAUUCUUUCUGUCGUUUUCAUCCGAAACCGCUCCCUUCCGUCUCCCAUGUUUUAUUUUCACUAAGCUUUUAACAAAGAUAUAUAUAUAUAUAUAUAUAUAUAUAUAUACAUACACAUAUAUAUAUUGACUUGCUGUUGAUUGGGUUUUUUUAAAAAAAAACAAAAGAAAAUAAAAACAAAAAGGCAAAAAUAUCCACCUAUGGAUAUAAUAAAAGUUUAGGUCUUAAGUCAUCCCAGAGACCUGAUAGUAACUUCCAUCGAACUAAAAGAGUAGGAGCACUAAUAGUCUGUAAUUAGGGUUGUAUACUCAAGAAAACCAACAUUCGUGGGUGAACGCUGGCCUGCGGUUUCAUUGCCAUCCGGGAUUCAAUCGAGGCAUACAAUCAUCAUCUAUUCCCGUACGCGCGGUGUAUAGAGGUAGUCCUUGACUUACGACCCCUCAACCGAGCCCCAAAAUUGCUAAGCCAAGUGAAGUUUGCCCCAUUUUACAAAACCUUUCUGCCACCGUCGUUAAGCGAAUCACCGCAGGUCUGGAGCGAAUCUGGCUUCCCCAUUGAUUUCGCUUGUCAGGAGCUCCCUGUGACCGGGAUAUGACUGAGUUAUGACUGAGACUGUCAUAACUAUGAGCCAGUCGCCAACAAUCCAAAUUUUGAUCACAUGACCAUGGAGAUUCUGGCAACGGUCGUAAGUGUGAAAAACAAGUCAAGAGUCAUUGUCACUUCAAACGGUCACAAAACGAAUACUUGUAAAUCAAGGACUACUUGUAGUCGUCUUUUGAGUUUUAACCAUGUUAAUUUCUCGGGGGGGGAGGGGGGGUGUUUAAGUCUGUGAUUAGAAAAGAAAAGCUGGAUUUUCAUUUUUAUUAUUUUUGGGGAUUCCGUUGGCUUGUCUCUUUUCAUGGUUGCUGAAAAAAUGAUUGGGUUGCCCUAUUUACCGAAACGGUGUGGUUUUUGGAAAGCACAUUUCUCGUUCAUUUCUGUUCUUCUUGUUGUUGGUUUUCAAUCCAGCCAAUUUUCAUUUGAGAGAUUUUUUUUUUUCGGUGCCUGCUGUGUCCUUUGUAAUUUAAACAUGAAAAAAAAAA
Messenger RNA from Pantherophis guttatus, 6236 nucleotides. RefSeq names its product ARVCF delta catenin family member (gene ARVCF). The record is from RefSeq and is a predicted model, not a curated record. Gene Ontology annotation, biological process: cell-cell adhesion. Lineage: Eukaryota; Metazoa; Chordata; Lepidosauria; Squamata; Colubridae. Gene Ontology annotation, molecular function: protein binding. Gene Ontology annotation, cellular component: plasma membrane; cytoplasm; adherens junction.